Austrofundulus limnaeus is the source of this 2408-nucleotide messenger RNA. It is a transcript of the gene tmem82, whose product is annotated as transmembrane protein 82. NCBI's taxonomy places the organism in Eukaryota, Metazoa, Chordata, Actinopteri, Cyprinodontiformes, Rivulidae. The transcript is spliced from 6 exons. The record is from RefSeq and is a predicted model, not a curated record. The coding region runs from base 151 to 1185 and encodes 344 amino acids.
AGGCUGAAAGCUGGAGCAACAGGAAACAAAAACAGAAGAGCUUCUCCGCGUUACUAAAAACCUGAUCUGAGAAAUGACAACAAAACAUGAAUCCGGAGCAUGAGACGAUUUUUUUAAACUUCCUAAAAGAACAACUUCAUCACUAAAGGAAUGUUUUCUUUUAUUACAUCGUUUCUACCGACUUCCUACUUCCUUCCAGGGUGGCUGACCUUAGAUGCAAAUCCGCUUGAUGGUUUACUUCAAGGGCUGGUGGGUGCAUGUGGGAUUUCUGUGUUGUGCUCCCUGCUGAGAGUGCACUUACUGUUAGAGGAGAGCUCAAGAGAAAAAAAUGAAAACGGCACAUCAAGCAGUGGUCAAAGGAGGCCUGCGAAUGGGGUUGCUGGGUUGCUCCAGUUUUUCUUUGUGACCGGGAUACUGGCUGUAGUGGGGUCUCGUGUGGCGUCGCUGGUGGUGCUAGAAUUUUGUCUUCGAGCCGUCUCUGGACUGGUUACAGCUGGACCGGACUCCAGGAAAUUUCUGCAGCAGCUGUUAGUUCAGAGCCAGUUCUCUCUGGGCUGUGCGCUCAGCUGUAGUCUGAACUUCCUCCACGAGGGGGCGCCCCAGCGCUGGCUGUGUCUGCUCCUGGCUGCAGCCCUCAGCUGGUUCCUGGCGAGGCAGGCAGCGGCCCUCCUGCGUCACGUCACGGCUCUGUACAAGCUGCACAGCUCACACAACUACUGCGGCAUCUGCAUCAGCCUCCUCACGUCAGGAUGGUACCUGCUGCCAGUGCUCUGCAGGACCAUGACCAUCACGUUCUCUGUGGCCGUGCUGGCCGGCGUGUCGAUCAUUAACCAGCAGUUCCUCUCUGCCACAGAGGCUCUAAGGUUUUGGACCCCACUGACUAUCUGCUACACGCUGCUGGUGGUUUACAUGCAGGAGGAGCAGCAUCGUCUGCCCAGCAGCCAGGCUGUCAUCAAUGCAGUUGUGGUGCGUCUCGGGGGCCUGAUGGUCCUGAUGCUGACUGUGGGACGCUGGGCCGACGUGUUCCACAUCCUAAUGUGUUUCCUGGGCGAGGCCAGCUGUCUGUUCCCAGCCAAUGACCUGCUGGAUGCAGCAUCCUCACAGGAUGAAGAGGAUUAUACACACUACGCAAGGAGAGACCGUCGACAGAAACCCAGGACACACCAGAAGGAGCAUCAAAGAUAGCGCUACAAUUCAAAAUCAAAACAUGAAAAUAUUAUUUUCCAAACAUGAUCAACAGUCAUCCUUUCUGGAAUAGAAGUAAUGUUUGCAUUACUCUGUAUUGGUUCCAUUAAAAAAAAUAACCUCAUUAAUUUUCAAUUUAUCGACAAUAAAGUUUUGCAAUUUUGUUUUCAUAAAAACUAAUAGAAAAAGCAUUUUACCCUGAUUUUCUUUGUGCAGCAAAUACUAUAUGUAUUUUAUAAGUCUGUAUUUAUAUUUGCUAGUGUCAGUAUUGUUAAAAUAAAAAGCAGUUCUGUUUCUAAUCAAUGUUUCAGAAAACACCUCUCAAAUUUCAAAAUGAAAUACGUUACGCCAUUUUUGGAAACACUUCAGUCAUGACUCAGUUCAAUUGAGACAAGUGUAAAACUAAAGCAACUUGUUACAUGACUGCAUUUAUUACGAAACUGAAAAAAAAAAUACAUAGAAAGCAAUAAAACUAGCUAGUUUACCACACAAGUGAAAAACAAAACAAAUUUCAUUUUUGUAAAUUCAUGCAGUUAAUAGCUACUAAACAACUUCAGCAGAGGAUACAUUUUCAUAUACUGCCUGGUCAAAAACAAAAAGAACUAAUAUUUCAUGUACUGGUUAGGGCCAUUAUUUUUGAUCAUGGCAUAUAUCUGCUGUGGCAUCUUUUCCACACGCUUCUGCAAUAUCCCAAAUGUUGAAUUUGUUUUUCGCCAAGAUCCUGUAUUAACGUGGAGUCAGACCACUUUGCAAAGUCUCGUCCAGUACAUCCCAAAGACUCUCAACUGGGUUUAGAUCUGGUGGCCGAUCCAUGGGUGUAAAUGAGGUCUUAUGCUCCCUGAACAUCUUUUUCUUGAUUUGAGACCAAUAAAUCCUGACAUUUUCACCCUGAAACAAGCCUUUGCAAAUAUCCACAGAAUGAUGGAAUAUCUGUCAUUUACUGUGCUCAGGUAGUUGCUCUUUGGGCAUAUGACGUUGCAGAAUCAAGAGCAGACCUGCAAUCCCAGGCUUUUAUGGUAGACUAGACAUUUUGUCCCAAUACCUUUAGUUCCCUUUGCAUUUUAUGUGAGGAAAUGCUCUUAUUUUCAUUAUUAAACAUUGCCAUGAGUACUGUUGUCUUUCUACAAUCUGAUUUCACCAAACGUUUAACCGAUCACCGUCAUUCAAGGUUUUUUUUCGACCACAUUUCUUCCUGGAUGAUGAUGUUUCCCCACCAUCAAAAA